AGCGCCAUGAAGCCGGGGUCGCUGCUGUCGCUGCUGUCGCUGGUGCUGCUGGUGGCCCUCCUGGCCCCCCGGGGCGAGUGCCGGCCGGACUCGGAGCUCGUCCUGGCAGGGAAGCUUGGCCAGUGCCCUGCACCCAGGAAGACCCCCAAAAGCUCCUGCGGCUACUUCUGCUCUACGGAUGAGGACUGCCCGGGCAGCGAACGCUGCUGCAGCAACGGCUGUGGACAAGAGUGCAGGCUCCCCAUUGGAGGAAAGGCAGGUUUCUGCCCCCGGCUGGCCCCUGACAUGAUGACCAUCUGCCUGGUGGAGUGCGGCAGCGACAGCGACUGCAAGGGCAACGAGAAGUGCUGCAGCAUGGGCUGCCACGUCCAUUGCGUGCGGCCGGUGCCAGCCAAACCAGGCGUCUGUCCCAAGAGAAAGGUGCUGCAGACCUUAGUCCGUUGCAACAGCACCUGCAGCGACGACACCGACUGUCCCGGCAACAACAAGUGCUGCUUCACGGGCUGCAGCCGCGGCUGCAUGCCUCCGGCCAGACGUAGCAGCUACAACCCGGCUGCCGUCCUGCUGGGCUGGGGCUGGGGCUGCCGCCAGUGUCCUGCUCUCGUCGCCAGCCCCGUGCUCCAAAGUGACAUCUGCCGCUUGCCCCCGGAGCACGGCCCGUGCAGGGGACACUUCCAUCGCUACGCCUACAACCCUGCCACGGGGACGUGCCGGGUGUUCUUGUAUGGCGGCUGCAGAGGGAACGCCAACAACUUCGAGACCCUGAAGGAGUGCCAGCGGGUCUGCCAGAGGGGGAGAGCCAACGAGUGACCCCGAGGGGAUGCCGCAGCCCGGCCAGGUCUGCAGCGGGGCCGGCCACUGCACCCUGCCCUCUCAAUAAAGCCGCCAGGAUGCCUGGCUUGCAGCAUC
Messenger RNA from Cygnus atratus (black swan), 909 nucleotides. Its product is annotated as WAP four-disulfide core domain protein 3-like. NCBI's taxonomy places the organism in Eukaryota, Metazoa, Chordata, Aves, Anseriformes, Anatidae. Gene Ontology annotation, biological process: negative regulation of peptidase activity. The record is from RefSeq and is a predicted model, not a curated record. The transcript is spliced from 5 exons. Gene Ontology annotation, molecular function: serine-type endopeptidase inhibitor activity. Gene Ontology annotation, cellular component: extracellular region. The coding region runs from base 7 to 810 and encodes 267 amino acids.